This is a messenger RNA of Labrus mixtus (cuckoo wrasse), 1845 nucleotides long. It is a transcript of the gene exosc9, whose product is annotated as exosome component 9. Lineage: Eukaryota; Metazoa; Chordata; Actinopteri; Labriformes; Labridae. Gene Ontology annotation, cellular component: nuclear exosome (RNase complex); cytoplasmic exosome (RNase complex). The coding region runs from base 108 to 1406 and encodes 432 amino acids. Gene Ontology annotation, biological process: U5 snRNA 3'-end processing; U4 snRNA 3'-end processing; nuclear polyadenylation-dependent rRNA catabolic process. The transcript has 12 exons. The record is from RefSeq and is a predicted model, not a curated record.
GUAGAGUGCAGAAAAUAUUGAUGGUGGCCACAUGCCUGUUAAAGCAGUAGCAUUGUAGUUGUAAAUUUGAUUAUUGGAAAGUAAUAACAGGCACUAAAGGCUGCAGAAUGAAGGAGACACCGCUGUCUAACUGUGAGCGGGAUUUUCUGCUCAAAGCCAUCGAAGAGAAAAAGCGCCUGGAUGGACGACAGACUUAUGACUACAGAAAGAUGAAGAUCACAUUCGGGACUGACUAUGGAUGCUGCUUUGUCGAUUUGGGGAAAACCAGGGUCAUGGCCCAGGUGUCGUGUGAGCUGGUGGUUCCAAAAGAAAGUCGACCCAACGAGGGAAUCAUGUUCUUCAACAUCGAGCUGUCACCUAUGGCUUCACCAGCAUUUGAACAGGGCAGACAGUCUGAGCUCUCAGUGAAGCUAAACCGACAGCUGGAGAGAUGCUUGAGGAACUCCAAAUGCAUCGAUACUGAGUCCCUGUGUGUGGUGUCUGGAGAAAAGGUGUGGCAGAUCAGAGUCGACGUUCACAUGCUGAAUCAUGAUGGGAACCUGAUGGAUGCUGCCAGCAUUGCCGCCAUCACGGCUCUGUGCCACUUCAGACGGCCUGAUGUUGGCAUCCAGGGAGAUGAAGUCACAGUGUACAGUCCAGAGGAGAGAGACCCCAUCCCUCUGAGUAUCUACCACAUGCCUAUCAGUGUCAGCUUCUCCUUCUUCCAACAAGGAACAUAUCUGCUGGUGGACCCCUGUGAGCGGGAGGAGCGGGUGAUGGAUGGCUUGCUGAUGAUCGCCAUGAACAAACACAGAGAGAUCUGCUCCAUCCAGUCCAGUGGAGGCAUCAUGUUGCUUAAAGAGCAGGUUAUGAGAUGCAGUAAAAUAGCCAGCGUCAAAGUGUCUGAAAUCACAGAACUCAUCAGUAAAGCCCUGGAGAACGACAAGAAAGCGAGGAAGGCAGGUGAAAGGUGUGGUUUUGCUGAGUCUAUGCCUCAGGAGCGAAUCACAGCGCUGAAAACGUACGAGACUCCAGUGGAGAUGACUGAUGUGUCAGAUAGAGCCAAUGACAUUGUCCAGAAAGCUGAAGCCCCGCCUCAAAUGGUGCCUUCCCCUGUAGUGCCUGUCCCUGGGGUUGGUCAGGUAGGGCAGGGGCUGCAGAACACUUGGGGACUGGAGGAGGGUGAUGAAGAGGAAGAGGAGGAAAAUGACAGCAGUGAUGAAGAUCAGGAAGAACAAGUGACGGAGAUGAAAGAGAAACAACAUGAAAAGAUGGAGAUCAGAGGAGGAGAUGUGGUUGAGAUUUCUGACAGUGAAGAAGAAGAAGUGGUCAUACUUCAUCCAGAGAUUCCAGACAAAGCUCCUAUUACAAAAUCGAGUUCCCACCAGAAGGGGGCAGCAGCAUUAAAGAAAAGACAGAAGAAAUGAAAGGAGGUGCUUCUCAAACUCAUCGUUGUCUGAGACCUUCCUGCAGACCCACAACAGUGCCAGAGACUGCAGCACCUCUUCAUAUCAAAGACUCCUGUCCGGGCUACCAAGAUUAAAACCUACAAUAGACAAGAAUUGUUUUUAGAUGUUACAGUACAGAGAUGCAAGAACAUCAAGUUUACCUUUUUUUUUUUUUUUUAAAUAAUAAUAAUUUUGAUUAAUUCAAAUGCUGACUUGUGAUUCAAAAUGUAUCAAUUGUUAUUGUUUUAACAAUUGCAUAAAUUUAUGAAUUUGUGAUACUUAAGAUAUUCUCUAUACAACCUAUAUGUACCUUUUACGUUUGAGUUUGCAACGUUGUACAUUUUUGUAAAAAGAAACCUGGUCUGAGCUUCUGAUUGUGAAACAAAAUUAAAUAAUAAAUAGUCUUUUUCUAAGCUUU